Molecule: messenger RNA, 1293 nt
Organism: Penaeus monodon (black tiger shrimp)
Lineage: Eukaryota; Metazoa; Arthropoda; Malacostraca; Decapoda; Penaeidae
Product: L-threonine ammonia-lyase-like
Exons: 9
Coding region: 78-1076 (332 amino acids)
Biological process (GO): L-threonine catabolic process; L-serine catabolic process
Molecular function (GO): L-serine ammonia-lyase activity; threonine deaminase activity
Source: RefSeq, a predicted model, not a curated record
CACCCCCGCUGCGUCUCCCCUCUCCACCCCCUACACGGACUUCCCGAAGACUGAACUGACGAAUCAUCCCUUUCGUUAUGAUGUCACGGAAUCUAUCAGCCAACGAGGUGGCGACGCUCGUCGAGGAGGCGGAGUCAAGGAUCCGCCCUUAUAUUCUAGCCACGCCCCUGCUCCCUGCGACGGCUAUAUCACGUGAACUUGGCGUUCAUGUCUAUCUGAAAUUAGAGAAUCCACAAUAUAGCGGAAGGCUCUUCAGCAUAAUCUUCUCUCUUUUUUUCUCCUUCCUUGUUCCCCCUUCCUCCCCCGCUCUCCUUCCCUCUUCCCUUUUAUAUAUCAGUGACUCACCUCCCACUCUCCCUCAGGCGUCGGCUUUCAAAACGAUGGGCGUGCGUGGGCGUGUGGUGGUCCCUGUUACAGCUGACCCGGAGAAGAAGCAGAAGCUGAAGGAUGCCGGCGCGGAUCUCCUCGAACACGGGAGAGACGCAGCCGUCGGGGAAUCCCACGCCAGGACUCUGGCCGAAAGUGAUGCAAUUCCUUUCCUCUCGCCUUAUAAUGAUUACCAUGUGUUGGCUGGACAGGGAACCAUAGGCAUGGAAAUCCUUCAAGACCUGGCCGACGUGGGCGCCAUCUUCGUGUCCGUGGGCGGCGGGGGUCUCGUCUCCGGGAUCGCUGCUUACGUGAAGGCCAAGAGACCGCAGUGCCAGAUCGUCGGGUGUUCGCCAAGGAGGUCAAAGGUCAUGCAUGAAUCUGUAAAAGCAGGUCACAUCAUCGAGGAAGAGAGUGAAGAUACGUUGUCAGAUGGAACGGCAGGCGGAGUUGAGAGAGAGUCAGUGACCUUCCCUCUGUGUCGUGACCUCGUCGACCGCUGGGUGUUAGUGGAAGAGGAAGAGAUAGCCCAGGCUGUCUAUUACUGCCUGAAGCAACACAAGAAAGUUGUUGAGGGUGCAGCUGGUGUGGCUCUAGCAGCUGUGAAGAAAACAGCUGAUUUCUACACAGGACAGAAGGUCGUUGCCGUAAUGUGUGGGGCCAACAUCAGCAUGGCUAAUCUAAAAACUAUUAUCAAUACCUAUGCAUAGGCAUUUCCUUUCCACUUCUGUCUUUUCUCUCCUCUUUUCCUUCUCUUUUGUCUUCUCUCUCUUUCUCUUUCUCUCUCUCAUUCACUCCCAUUCUCUCUAUUACUUUUCUGACCGAUUUCAUCAGUAUUUGAAGCGUGUAACUUACAAUAUAACAUACACGCUUAUGCAUAAACACAUUAGGUUGAAGAUACUUUCAAGUAUAGAAACGUAUACAGAA